UUUUAGACUAACACUAACAAACGGUAAUAAUGGAUUUCAACCGAAGUGUGUCGAGACCUUUAUCACAACUGGGUUCUAGUUUCAUGGAAAAUGAAGAUGAACUUCAAUUAAUGGGUUGGAAUCUUACUCCAGAAGAUCUUACUCAUAUACCAGAACAUUGGUUGGCAUACCCAGAAGUUAGAUCACUCUACCAUUAUAUUUUGGCAUUUACUUAUACAAUUUUAUUUUGUCUCGGUGUGAUUGGAAACGGUUUGGUGUUAUGGAUAUUUUGUGUCACAAUUGCAAAACCAUUUGAAGGUCGUAUGACUUAUGGCAAAUCAUUAAUAUUGAUCAUAUGUAUUUGGAUUUAUGUUUUACCCUGGUGCUUACUUCCUUUAACUGAAAAGUGGAAUCGAUUUGUUCCAGAAAAGCCGAAUAAAUAUGAAAACUACCAAUCAAACAAUAGCGUUUUAAAUGAUGACAUAAAAAAAUACUAUUUCUAUAUUUUGACCUUGGCUAAAAAGAUGAACGUUGAGUCAUUGCGAAGUAAUCAAGAUGUAAACGCUCAAUCAGCGGAAGUAAGAAUUGCAAAAGCCGCUAUUACGAUUUGUUUCCUGUUUGUUGCUGCCUGGACACCAUACGCAGUGGUCGCAAUGAUCGGCGCUUUUGGAGAUCAAUCUUUACUAACACCUAUCGCGUCAAUGCUACCAGCGGUGUUUGCCAAGACGGUGGCUUGUUUCGACCCUUAUGUAUACGCAAUCAGUCAUCCUAAAUACAGGUAA
Messenger RNA from Diuraphis noxia (Russian wheat aphid), 761 nucleotides. RefSeq names its product opsin, ultraviolet-sensitive-like. Gene Ontology annotation, cellular component: membrane. Gene Ontology annotation, biological process: G protein-coupled receptor signaling pathway; visual perception. NCBI's taxonomy places the organism in Eukaryota, Metazoa, Arthropoda, Insecta, Hemiptera, Aphididae. Gene Ontology annotation, molecular function: G protein-coupled receptor activity. The record is from RefSeq and is a predicted model, not a curated record.